Styela clava is the source of this 822-nucleotide messenger RNA. RefSeq lists its product as uncharacterized. Lineage: Eukaryota; Metazoa; Chordata; Ascidiacea; Stolidobranchia; Styelidae. The record is from RefSeq and is a predicted model, not a curated record.
UGAAUUUUUAAAAGAUGAAGAAGAUGAAAGUAUACGGCGUAAUUAUUUUUAGCAUAUGUGUGACAUUUGCUGCUAAAGGUGACAAAUGCUUUUCACCUGCUAUUUGUCUAAAAAAUGAACAAGUAACACCGAGCUGGAUUCAAGUUCGUCCUAUUGAACAAUGCCACUGGUCUGUGUCCAAAGGAAAUAUUCCUCUUCAAAAUGAAAACAGUAGAAUGAACAAAACUAUUGAAGAAUUACAAUUAACAAUUCAGCUACAUGAAACAAAAAUGGAGAAAAUGAAAGUGGAAUUUGAAGAGAUACUUGAGAAAUUUAAUGCAUCCAUGCUCUUGCUACAGAAAUAUCAUUCAGAUUGUGACGUUUACUACAGCGGAAUGUGCUUCAAAAUCCCUUUAAAUAAACUGCCCACGAAAAAAAACUUCAACUUAACUCACGCUGUGGAAUUUUGCAAAAAAAUUGGAUGGAAGCUCGCAAGCGUAUAUUCCGUUGAUCAUUACAAUUUGAUUGCAUCGUAUGUUCGUACCAAGAUAUCGUCAUCAAUGUCUUGGACGAUGAUUUGGCUUGGAAUGACUUGGGAUUCCAAUGCGGAAACUAUGCAUUUGUCAAACGGGGAAUUGGCUCCAGAACUUCCAUGGCGUGAAACUAAUCCUUCCAAAAACAUGGGAUGGGAUAAAAUUGGGAUGCUCGUCAAACUGGACGAAAACGCUAUACAAGGAAUAGUGACCGUGCAAUCGGAUAACAUGAGACACGGAGCAUUGUGCGAGAAAUGAAUGAAUUACAAUGCUAGAAUAGAUGUUCAAUUUUUUUUUGUGUAUAAGAAAC